AUGAACGAAAUGCGCACCAGAGGUCUCACUGGCCGCCAAGUCAUUGCCCUCCUCAUGAUGGUCGGAGCCCAACUCAUCGUCACGGUCGUCAUGUUGCAAAUGAUGUUGAAUGGUGGGGGUGAGGGGGCCGGGAUGGGUGUUGCGGAUGUCCUUGCGGUUGUGCAGGUGCCGUUUGCUGGGGCGCCGUAUACGGUUGGGAUGAGUGCGGGGGAUCAUGGUGGUGUGUUGGGGGAGGGGUUUGUUAUGGGUAAGGGAGAUAAGGGCAAGGGAGAUGAGGGGGUGGUGAUUAAUGAGGGAAGGAUUAAGGGAAUGGAUGGUGUGCAUAAAGUGGAUGAAAUGGAUGCUUCGGAAUACUUGCUCAGUGUUAAACAAAAGAUCACGCAGCGUAUUACUUGUCAUCGGACUUUUAUCACGGAGAAAAAACAUGGUUUGGUUAGGGUUCUGUGGGAGGUUAUUGAGGGGGUUUAUGAGCUGGAGGAGUUGGUCCGGGAAUCGGUUGUUUUGGAUGGUGCUUCUAGUGCUACUUCUGCUCCUGCUUUCACCGAUGCAGUAAAUGGAGAUGGAGAUGGAGACGGAGAUUCUAACACCGACAAAAACUUCGAUCGCAACACAAACGAUCCUUUGAGAGAUGACACCAAAGACGGCGAGAAAGCAUGGACAGAAUUUAACUGGAAAGAAGGACGAGUAAUAGGAUUUCGCCAGGAAGUGGAGGAGAAGAUGGAGAAGAGUGAUUUUGACGGGGUAUUGAAGAUGGUAAAGAGUGGACUUACGGAGGCGAAAACAAAGAUUGGAAAGGACGAGUCUGAGAAGGGUGAUGAGAAGAUGGUAGAGAAGAUGUUGAUGGUUGAAGAGAGUAGGGAGAAGGUUCAGCGGGGCUUACAGGCUUCAAGGGAGAUUCUGCGCGAAAUGGAGGAGGAAAUGAGGAAUAUGGAGGGUUGGUUGAGGGGUAUGGAGGGGGUUUUGGGAGAGGUUGUUGGGGAGUUUUUGGGGGGUUUGCGUUUGUGA
Messenger RNA from Sclerotinia borealis F-4128, 1005 nucleotides. The record is from the annotation of a GenBank genome assembly. NCBI's taxonomy places the organism in Eukaryota, Fungi, Ascomycota, Leotiomycetes, Helotiales, Sclerotiniaceae.